UCCGAGUCCGACGUGUCGCCCGAACACUCGCCAAGAUCCCUGGGAAACAGAGUCCUAGCUCUGAAUUAUUAAAAGCCCCAUUCUCCUCUCCAGCCUUAACAAGAUGCCGGCCGUUCAUCACAAAUUGCUUUUAGAGGACGCUUUGCAGGACAGUCCUCAGACUCGCUCCUUGCUCAGCGUCUUUGAGGAAGAUGCGGGAACGCUGACCGACUACACCAACCAGCUGCUGCAGUCCAUGCAGAGAGUGUUUGGGGCCCAGAGCGAGAUGGGAUUGGCUACCCAGCAGCUCUCCCAGCAGCUCCUCGACUAUGAGAAGAAGAACUUUGCCAUGGGGAAAGGAGACGAGGAGGUCAUCACCACUCUACAGAAGUUUGCCAGGACCGUCGAGGAGCUCAACGCCCUCCACACGGACCUGGCUAACCAGAUGGCAGACAGCAUGGUCUUCCCAUUAAUCCAGUUCCGGGAGAAAGACCUUACAGAAAUCAGCACACUGAGGGAGAUAUUUGGCAUCGCCACGGAUGAGCACGAAGCCUCCAUGGUCAAGUACAGCCGAUUGCCCAAGAAGAAGGAAAACGAAAAGGUGAAGGUGGACCUGGUGAAGGAGGUGGCGUACACCCGGAGGAAGCAGCACCAGGCGUCCAUGCAGUACUACUGCGCCCUCAACGCCCUGCAGUACCGCAAGAGGGUGGCCAUGCUGGAGCCCAUGCUGGGCUACACCCAAGCACAGGUGAAGUUCUACAAGAAGGGCAUGGAGCUGGUCACUAAGAAGAUGGACACCUUCCUUUCCUCGGUCUCCAACAUGACCCACAACAUCCAGGCCCAGCUGGACAGCGAGGCGGAGGCCAUGCGGAUGUCCCAGCGCGAGCUGCUCUCCGUGGAGGACACCGUCUACAUGCCCGACAAGGACGACGACCCCGUGAGCCGGUCCCUCAUCCAGAAGUCUGGCUACCUCAACAUCCGGAACAAGACGGGCCUUGUGACCACAGCCUGGGACCGGCUUUACUUCUUCACCCAGGGAGGGAACCUCAUGUGCCAGCCUCGCGGGGCAGUGGCCGGCGGCAUGGUGCUGGACCUGGACAACAGCUCGGUCAUGGCCGUGGAGUGUGAAGACCGACGCUAUUGUUUUCAGAUAACCUCUCCCACUGGAAAAACGUCGAUGAUCCUUCAGGCCGAGAGCAAGAAGGAGUACGAGGAGUGGAUCUGCACUGUCAACAACAUCUCCAGGCAGAUCUACCUGACCGAGAACCCGGAGGCUGUGGCCAUCCGGCUGAACCAGACUGCGUUGCAGGCGGUCACACCCAUCACCAGCUUCGAGAAGAGACAGGAGGGAUCGCCCAACCCUGACAGGGCCAAGCCCGGGGGGGUCCAUUGCAGCGCGGGGGACGCUCCGGGCCCCGGGGCCUCUUUGGAGCCAGAGGACCUGAUCGCUCCGGGGACCCCCAUUCAGUUUGACAUCGUUCUUCCCGCCUCAGAGUUCCAAGACCAGAACCGGACCGGGGGCAGGCGCACAAAUCCUUUCGGAGAGACCGACGAUGACUCUUCCUCCGAAAGUGACGACUCCCUCCUCCAGCAGGUGUUUGCCGUGCGCUUCCUGGGCUCCAUGGCGGUGCGCUGCGGAGACAACCAGGAGGUGAUCUACGAGGUCAUGCGGCAGGUUCUAGCGGCGCGCGCCAUCCACAACAUCUUCAGGACCACCGAGUCCCACCUCAUGGUCACCAGUAGCUGUCUCAAGCUGAUCGAUCCGCAGACUCAAGUAACAAGAAUACACUUCCAGCUAGGGGAGGUGCUUCAGUUCGCGGCCCACCAGGAGAACGGCAGGCUGAUGGGUCUGGUGGUGGAGGACCCCGACUGGUCCCAGGGCGACCAGGAGGGGGCGCCACCCUCCUACAGUGCCUUCGUGUUUGAGAGCAACACCGAGGGAGAAAAGAUAUGUUUCACGAUAAACUUGGCAAAGGAGAUCGUCGAAGCGAAGAAGGACCCAGAGGCCCUGGCUGAGCUGAUGAAGUCCAUGCCACUAACCAAUGACGGCAAGUUUCUGCUGCUGGAGGCGGAGACCGGGGAUCCGACCAAUGGGGAGGGACAGGAGGACCUAGAGUCCGAAGCCUAGUCCAAUCCUACCACCGCACCCACUACCCCACUCGAGAGAUCUGGGACAAAGUUUGACCUUUAACCCAUGGAGGGGUGAUCGAUCACCCUGCCAUGGCUGAAAUACCCCCUAUCUCUAUCUCUCCAGCUCUCUCCCAUAGCUCUUAAUGUUCUACAGCUAUUGUAAGGAAGCAUGUCACACCUCCAAUGAAGCAUACAAUUCACAUAUAUUAGCUUUCCAGAGUGAGUGCUUAGGCUACUAUGUUGUGAAGAAAGAGGCAUUUCUAGGAAGGUACAGAGAAUUUAAGGAUCACCUGGAAUAGAAGGUUUGUUGUGGCCUGUAAGCAUGGAGCUGCAUUGAUUAAAACAAUGCAGCUUUGUUUCUUUGUCUUAACCUUCUCGGUACAUCCAAGUGAAAAAAAAAAAAGGGACUAUGUAGUGCUUUAGUUAAUGUUUGAGUUUGUUGUUUUUAAUCAUCUCUAUGGAUCCUGGAACAAUAAUUGUCAGUGCUUCGAUGUCGGUGUACAUUCAUCUGACGUUUUCUCUUCUGACCUUUUGGUGUAUAGCCGACUACCACUAACCACCAUUUAUUUCUUGAAUAGUUUUGUAGCGAAACAAUAUUGCACUCGAGAGGUUUUUAGCUAUUUAACAACCUUAGUUUUGUUUUUUUUGGUUUCUUUUACUUUAAUAUGCACUAACGGGAAUGUGGCGGUAGUGGUGGUUGAUGGGUAGUUCUGAGCGGUGAAAAACGAUUAUACGGCCGUAUAAAAGACUCAGUGCCCAAUAAACCUGGAACUGAAUCAGCUACAAGCGCAGUCGGCUUGAGAUGCUCAUGAAGGACAUUAGGGCGUCCGUUAGACGUUGAAGCCUCAGAAAAUAAACAUUUGGUAGGCCUAUUCAGAAUAUCCACAUUAGAAGUCUAAUAAAAAAAGAAAGGUAUGGCAUUAUCUCCUACACUCCGACGCAUUCCAAACUAUGCUGAAUUCAUUCCAGCGCCUCAGACUUCUGCAACCCGAUGGCAUUAUCUCGAACACUCGGACGGAUUUCAAACUAUGCCGAAUUCAUUCCAGCACGCCAGACUUCUGCACCCCCGACCAUCCCAUAUCCUAGUUAUCAAAAAGCUGAUCAUUACAGAAAAUGGUACACUGUGUAAAUACCACCAGUAUCAUUGUCUGUAAUGUGCAAUCAAAGGGGACCGCAGAAGCAUCUACAUUUUGGUGGGGGGGGGGGUUGUUACUACGUCGCUGCAUUAUAAACGCUAUAUCCUUGGCAACCCCCCCCCCCCCCCCCCGAGCUCAAGAUUAAAACGGCAGUGAAGGCCACUGAACCCCAACAAAACAACACAAACACAAAUGCCCGAAAUUAUGUCUGUAAAGCCUGUAAACAGCCCGUGAUGGGGAGUCACGCAGUCAUUGGGAAGAAACACAACUCGUUGCUAUCCGAUAGCAGUCUAAUGCAAACGGGUGUGUAGGAAAAAUAAAUGCAAAGUGAGCGCAAGUCAUCCGGAAAAUUCCCUCAUCACCGCUGAAUUUCAAUACUUUUCAUUACACCAAAACGUAUUCAGGCAAAGAACGAUACGAUGCAAUUUUGUUUGAUUGCGACACUUUGUGUGUGUGUGUGUGUGUGUGUGUGUGUGUGUGUGUGUGUGUGUGUGUGUGUGUGUGUGUGUGUGUGUGUGUGUGUGUGUCAGAUGUCAAGCAAUCCUAAUUUGGCCUUGAUUGUGAACUGCUUUGUCCAGUGCUUAAGUCUAUAAUCAGUUCGAGCUCCAAGCUUCCAGUUAGUUUGAUACGCCUCUCAUGGAGCUAAAAAAAUAAAGACUAAGCAGUUUGUUUUUCAGUUCUUAGAAAAGCUCCCAGAGAAUUGACAUCUCUUUUUUUACCACCUGUGGUAAAUGAAUACGUCCUGAUUCAGUGUGUGGCGGCAGGAACUAAACUCAGUAGGCCGCCACUUCACCAAGACAAAGGCGUAUUUAAAACAUACAGACUUAAGCUGGAGUAAGUGUGUCUUAUAUAGUGCCUGUGCAUGUACACAGUUCUGCACAGUUCUUCUGCAGUGAGGGUUCAAUUAAAGAUAAUACUGGAAAUUCUUCAAGGAUCUAUGCCUAACCUCUCAUCGUUCAUGGAUUGUACCUUCCAACCUGAAUAUAACCGGUUUGUUUUUUGCACAUCUAGAAAUAAAUCAUCGGUACAUGGAAGAAAUAUGCAGGUCAAGCGCCAGGAAUGGUAAUGAUUUUCAUGUAAAUGUAAAGUUGAGUUUAUUAAAUAUACUGCUUUGCACUCAUUGUCUGACCUAAUUUUCUAAAACAAAAUGUCAACAUUCUUUAAUAAAAAUACACAUGACUUUUA
This is a messenger RNA of Gadus morhua (Atlantic cod), 4430 nucleotides long. It is a transcript of the gene appl2, whose product is annotated as adaptor protein, phosphotyrosine interaction, PH domain and leucine zipper containing 2. NCBI's taxonomy places the organism in Eukaryota, Metazoa, Chordata, Actinopteri, Gadiformes, Gadidae. The transcript has 21 exons. The coding region runs from base 104 to 2107 and encodes 667 amino acids. Gene Ontology annotation, molecular function: protein binding. The record is from RefSeq and is a predicted model, not a curated record. Gene Ontology annotation, biological process: signaling. Gene Ontology annotation, cellular component: endosome membrane; cytoplasm.